AUGAAAACAACAGAUGGUAGAGAUAAAGACAUUCAAGAUAAACAAGGAGUUGAAACAGAUUUCAAAUACAGAGAAGAGUCACUGAAAGAUGCACCAACACUAAGCAACAGCAUAAAAGGAAGUCAGCAGACACUAUUUCUGAGGGAAGAUGAAAACAAGCAGGAAGCUAAAAUUACUGUUCACACAACAGAAGAGGCAAUGGCAACUAACAAAGAGCCCACGCCCGUAAGUAUUUGGUGUGCUUAUGAUAAUGCGUCAUCCUUUUGUAUACUAGAGUUUUUUGGCGCUUUAGUCAUGUUGUUACUUCCCUUUACUUUUGACUGGUAUCUUGAGUCAGACGUCCUAACUUAGCAAUACUGAGCUUAAGCAACAAAGACUGCAUUAGUUACGAAAACGCCACCUUAUUAAAAGUGAAUUUGAUUUGCUUCAAACUUUGUCGCACUUAUUCCAACCGAACUCCUUCAUUUCGUCAAAUGUUGGCAAAUUUGUUCUGGGGUUUAAUUCUUAAAGACUUUAUCGAAGUUCAGGAAAAGAAAAAGAAAGUCCUUGUCUUGCCUUGACGUUCUCCCCAUUUUCUUGUCGCAGUCUUGCACUGAUGGCAAAGAAAUGUACAAAAAAGCGUGAUGCACGUGUAAAGUUGUUUUUUUGCCAAUCUAAGCCUGUGAGUAUUGCUUUUUUGCCGUUCAUGUUGCUGUUGCUAUUGUCGUCGUUGUUUCUUAAGCUCCUUAUUGUUCAUAAACGUGUUUGCUUUGUAAAUAGCGUUAACAAGACAAUUACUUUCUUUGAAAGAAAGUAGUUGUCUGGUUGACGUCUUUCUCAAAAACCAUGAAAUUAGACGCUUAGUCACGUCGUUGUUGUUGCAAUGUUCAAAAAACCGUGAUGUAGAGUAUUAAGUAAUGGUCCAGAUAAGAAGGAAAGGACCAAAACGCAGUGAACACGUCGGAAUGCAAAAAGGUGCUAACUUUACUAUUGUCUCUACUAAGGUUCUGAUUGGGUUAAACACCAAAUUUUACGAAAUCUUCGCAACGCAGCAUGUAUAUUAAUCCCUUUUUUUCUAUCCAACUUCCUUAUAACAAAAUCUCGUCUGAGUCUAAGUAACACAGAAAUCGUAUGUGCGGAUCAUGUAAAAUUGUGAACAUUUCUUGGCCAUUGUUUGCAACUCUUGUGAUUGGUCGAAAUGUUUUAACACAAAAAUACACCCUUUAAAAGUGGAGUUUAAAUACAUUUUCUUUCGUAAACAGCCUUUUUGUAGAUUUAUGCAUUCUCUGCGUAAAAAUGAAAACAUUUCUAUGUGAGGAAAGCGUAUUGCGCCACAACAAAAAAAAUUGCUUCCCUUCUUACCUGGAUCAUUACUUAACAGCCACAAAGGCAAAUAAAACCGAACGCUUUAUUCGUUCAUCUGCUCUGCUCGACACCAAGUCAUCUCACUCAGUCUACGCCCGCUCACACUGUUCAGUUCUCGUAUGUUCUGCGCGUAGAACCGCUGUACGCUAUGCACUACAACCUCUGUAUACUACAUUCUCUCUUCAUUCGUACAUACACUUACAUCAAUGAAAAUUACGCAAACAAUAUAUUUACUUUCAACUUAAACAAUCUUAGAAUACAAAAAUGCAAUCAACCAAGUCUUUGGGAAAUGACAAUAUAAAUAUAGCUAAGUUGAAAGGAAACACUGAAUCUUUCGAAAAAACUAGACUUAAUACAAAACAUAAUCGCUCCAAGUUUUUUGUCGUUCGGUAACCCUUCCAGAUCUCCUUAGAGGGGGUGGCUGCUCAGCACCCGAGACUGGGACCUUACGGGGUAUUUCCACUGCUGCUGGUGGUAAAGACAUCCUUGGAAUCUCUGUUGGUGCUGUUGUUGUAAUAGGUGUCCCCGGCGUUGGUGCCGUAGCCUGUAUAGCUGAUGCAGACGCAGCUGUUGCAGACGCAGAUCAGAGCUCUGACUUUGACGCCGCCCUUUCAUGGUCUGGAAUAUUAAAGGCUUUACUAUGGUGCAUAUUUUUCCUGUACUCCCCUCCGUUUGACGACCUCAAAACAACUUGAUCUCCGUACCGAGCCAUCAGCUCAUAUGGCUCCUUCUCACACGAUGACGAUGACUUGUUUUGUCUCUUCUGCUCCAACAGAACCCAGUCUCCCUCUCGCACGCCUUGCGCUCUUGUAUGGAACCUUUUCUCUACAUAGUCCUUGUUUGCUUGCUUCUUUUCGGUGUCACGGUCUCUGGCUCCUUGGUCAGUUAUGUCUUCUUUCUCAUCAUCUAAACCCAUCAGCUCAAGCAUUUUACUACUUAGCACUCUUCUAAAGAGCAACUCUGCCGGACCCUUCCCCGUUGUCGAGUAGGGUAUGAACCUGUUUGGCAACAGAAACUUGUUUAAUUCUUCCCUCCAAUUUUUCCCCUCCGCGUGGGCUGCUCUGAUAGCUUUCAAUGGUGUCCUAUUCUGCCUUUCCACCUCACCAUUGGCCCUUGGCUACAGAGAGGUUGUAUGUGGGUGCUCAACUCCCAUUUCUUUGAGAUAAUCCUCAAUCUCGUUGGCCAUUAAAUUUGGGCUAUUGAAAAUCCACAAACCCUUGGGUAUUCCAUAUCUCGCAAACGGAGAAAUUACACGCUGAAUAAUUAUUUUGCUCGUGGUUGCCCUGACAACGUCAGCCUCUAUCCACCUGCUGUGAUAAUCCAUUAGGCCUGACAGAUUCUCCCCUGACGGAAGCGGACCCUAUAUAUAAAUCUUCUCAUGGUCGCUGAGGCAUAGGAGUAAUUUUCACCGAAAUGGCACGUGCAAACUUCUUGUUUUGUUAAUCUAAGGCCCUGUCCACACUACUCCGUUUUCAAAAAUUAAAAGUAUGCGUUUCGUUGGCAUCGACAACACAUCGAUUGAUUUGCGUCCACACUACCAACGACUCCGACGGCAACGAAAACGUAAAAAAAAUCAAAAGGCUCAAUAAGCAAUGACAACAACUUUGCACGUGCAUCACGCUUUUUUGUACAUUUCUUUCCCGUUUUUGCACGAAUACCACGUUAAAAUGCCUAAUUUCGCGUUUUAUAGAGAAAAAAAAAACAGGCAAGGACGAAAUUUUUUUUCUCAUUUUGAACUUGGAUAUGGUCUCUAAGAAUUCAAUUCCAGGAGGGUUUGCCUACAUUUGACAGAAUAAGUGGGUAGGAAUAAUUCCCAUAAAGACUGAAAGAACGCAAAUUCACUUUUUAAUCGUCGUUCUCGUUGCCGUCGCGUCGUUGAAUCUUAAAGUCCUUAUUAAGAAGUUCGAAAACGAUAGAGUUGCACGUUGAGAAGUAAGUUAACCAUGUAAGCAUCCUACAAUCACGCGCCUGCGAUAUUUCGUCUGUCUCUAAAAGCGUGUUCUAAUUUUAACUCCAGGACCCUCAAGAGGACUUUCUUAAGUUAAAAUCGUAUUCAGGAGAAGACAGUGGCAGAUACACGGUGACUGAGACCAGAAUAAUCAUCGCAAAUUCGGGAGGACAAGUAAGUUCCACUACUAAUGAAGGGAAAUAUCUGACUUUCUUAUUAGCCUCUACCUAUACCAGUUUAGGGCUCUAUUAACGAACUUAAGAAAAAAUAAAACUAAUAAUACAUUAAAUUAUUCAGAGUAACAUACUAAGGCCUAAAGAAGUAAGUUAGGCUUAGAACGGGCCAACUAAAUUCCUUUGUUAAUUUCGUUAACCAAGUUUGAUCCCUUUGACAUUUAAUUCAGCUUUGUGAAAAGAAUUCACAGAAACAUGUACCUCUUCUUGUGACUGCAAUAAAAAGCGGGUCUUUCUUUCCAGAAUUAUUUAGUACUAUUGUUUAACCAGAGAGGUUUAAAGGAAGCGCUAUAAUAUAGCAUAAACUGUGUCAAUUUAACCACACAUAUUUAAUAACUUAAACUUUUUUAUGAACAGACCCUACAAUCCUCAGCUGAAAAUCUUCAAACCGUCAUGAAAACAACAGAUGGUAGAGAUAAAGACAUUCUAGAUAAACAAGGAGUUGAAACGGAUUUCGAAUACAGAGAAGAAUCAUUGAAAUAUGCACCUACAUCAAGCACCAAGAUAAAAGGAAGUCAGAUGACACUAUUUCUGAGGGAAGAUGAAAAUAAGGAGAAGGCUAAAAUCACUGUUCACACAGCAGAAGAGGCAAUGGCAACUAACAAAGAGCGCACGCCCGUAAGUGUUUGGUGUGGUUAUGAAAUUACGUGAUCCUUUAUAUACAGGGUGUCCCAAAAGUUUCGUUCCUCUAAUUUCGUGUCUUAUAGCUUUUCAUCAAAACUUUAUUCUUGCAUGAAAUUUUAG
Porites lobata is the source of this 4269-nucleotide messenger RNA. The record is from the annotation of a GenBank genome assembly. NCBI's taxonomy places the organism in Eukaryota, Metazoa, Cnidaria, Anthozoa, Scleractinia, Poritidae.